Messenger RNA from Oreochromis niloticus (Nile tilapia), 1581 nucleotides. RefSeq names its product emerin (gene emd). NCBI's taxonomy places the organism in Eukaryota, Metazoa, Chordata, Actinopteri, Cichliformes, Cichlidae. The record is from RefSeq and is a predicted model, not a curated record. The coding region runs from base 163 to 990 and encodes 275 amino acids. The transcript is spliced from 8 exons.
AAUGGCUUAGAAGGGGUCAGAGAAGAGCUCAAGAAGAUGUGGAGGGUGAAGGUCCCAGUGGUAAUCGGAGCCCUCCCAGUCUCUGAAGAGCACAGUCCCAGGAACAGCCAAGAUUCUGCGCAGGACCCUCAAGGCCUCUGGUAGAGGACCCGGGCUGGAAGGAUGGAGAAUGUCUAUCAUGUUACACAGAUUGCCGAUGACAAAGGCCCUGUUGGAUCCGCUCUGAGCGCUGAUUACUCGAUUAAAACCAAAGCACUUGUAACCGUGUUACAGAACGAGGCCAGAUUAGCAGGAUCAGCAGUGAUCUGUGGGUGUGCCAACCUAACGUCUCCAAAUUCUGGAGAAGUUACGCCCACAUGUGAGCUUUACUGCUGUGCCCAACUUUCCUUCGUCUCAGUUCACGCAGCACAGCCGUCGUCUUAUUCCAAAGGGUGGAGCGCAGGGUGGCGCAUGUCUGAGUCUGUCUGUCUGCAGAUGUCUCUGAGUGAGAAAAGCGAUGAGGAGCUCGGCAACUUGCUCUCUCAGUAUGGCAUCAAACAUGGACCCAUCGUGGGCUCCACUCGGCAUCUGUAUGAGAGCAAGCUUGGAAAGGCGAUGGAGCAGGCUUCAGUGAAGACGUCCUCUGAUAAGACCUACUACAGAGAGGAAGAGGAAGAAGUUACCUACAUCACAUACCACAGUGCAGCUACACGUAAGCGCUCUGCCAACACUAAACCUGAAAGGGCAGAUCGUUGUUGUUUACCCAGAUGUCAGUCAGUCUUAACCUGCAGGGUGAAGCGAAGCACUGAGCAACAUGGAGUUGAGAGACCAGACGCUGACACAGAGGCUGCCGUGCAGGUCACCUACAGCUCCACCAAUCACACAUCUGUACGAUCAGGGGAGCCCACUGGAGACAAGUCCACAGGAAGCCUGUGGAAGAUGAUUCUGGUGCUGCUGCCUUUAGCUGUGUUAUCAGCUGUGUGCUACUAUGCCUACGCCUACAUCGUGUGAUGAACAGUGGAAGUUGUUCAUUCGGGAAUCAUUUUCCUUUGGAUGGAAGGAUUGUUCUAUCGAUGUCACAUCGAGACUCUAUUUUUGUGCUUCACCACUUUUUACUUGGACUCUGCUACAGUAGCUUCACAUUCUGCUGUCCAACUUUAAAGCCAAAGCUUCUAGUGACCAGCCAGUUUUGAUUUUUUACAACUGUAAUACUGUCGAUUAUGUUAUUGUUAAUACAGAAAAAAAGUGGGACUGUCAGGUAAUAUCUGCACUGACCUUGUAGAUCAUUUCCAGUUGCAGUUAUUAUUCCUCUGCUAGAGUCAUUUUACACGAUUCACAGUUGAAAAUAAUACUUAUCUGUUACUGGCCUUUGGUGCAGCUCCCCAGCUCAUCUUCUGUCUGAAACAUCUGUUUUAGCUCCUCUAACAUUAAAGCCAUCCAUGUAUCCUUUUUCUUAUCUAAUUCAGGGUCACGGGGGGCUGCAGCAUACCAUAACCCUUAUCUAAUUAGGAUGCCCAUCUUCAGUAGGAAUGUCAGAAACUACUCCCACUAACUGAUCGUUAAUCUCUUAAAAAAAUAAAUUUCUUAUAUAUAAUUGUUGAA